AUGUUUCUAUCAUGUCUUUCGUGGGCUGCCCGAGGGUAUCAAAUUUACCUGAUUUGCGAUUCCAGAGCCCGGUACGACGGCUUCAGCGUGAGUGUCGGGGAUUCGUCAUCGCGGACAGUAAAUAGUGGGGAGAUCCGCCUCUUUUGCCGCUUACUUCUUGGCAGCCAAAACCCUUUGGCGAUUCGGGAUUCGAGUGUAUUUCCUUGGAGGAGAAAGCGGGAAUGUCACGACUAACUGUUCUUCUUCUGAUCGCCUUUAUGUGCACAAUGUUGAUGGUCUCAGUCAGGCCAUCGCCCAUCCAUCAACAGCCCCUCAACACCGACGUUUAUCUUCGGUUCAGGCGGAAUGCACAAAACAGCCGUAAGUUUUAUUUUUUAUUAUCCCUGAGGGCAAAUAAGACUAGUAAUUAGCAUAGUACUUUUAUCAUUAAUGAAUUAAUUGGAUUCUGAAUUUGUAGAUGACAUCUUAUCAUCUUUAGUGUUGUACUUUUGGAUGAUUGAGAGAGUAAAUACGGACUUCUUCAGUUAGAGCUCUGGCUUUUGUAAUCUCAGAGAGACUAGUGAUGUAAUGCCGACAAGUGCAAAAAAGGGUUGUGUAAUAUAGUGUUUGCAUUUUCCGUGAUGCAAUAAAUCGAAAUACGAUGCCUUUGACGUUUUUCAAGGACAUUCAAAAUUCCAAAUUUCCCACGGAUCUGUUUAACAUCUAUAAUAGGUAUAUACCUUAGCUGUACCGGAGAAAACAAAAUCCAGAAAUAGCACUAGGCAUUACUUGCCAGUUUACAUAAUGCAACGUUUUACGUGAUAUAUUAUAGAAUACAUAAAUGUUUAAUCAUCGUAUUUCAGGGCCCACCCGAGCAGAUGAGUAUGUUCAGCCGUUCAUCAGAUUCCGUAAGAAUUACCAGUUGCCGUAUGACGUCUCAUUCGACUACGUCCCAUACAUGACGCGGAUCUAA
This is a messenger RNA of Bursaphelenchus xylophilus (pine wood nematode), 952 nucleotides long. The record is from the annotation of a GenBank genome assembly. NCBI's taxonomy places the organism in Eukaryota, Metazoa, Nematoda, Chromadorea, Rhabditida, Aphelenchoididae.